GGCAAUGAUAUUUCUCGAAUCCAGUCCAUAACCAUCAGUUUGUUUUCAAGUCAUCUUCAGUUCGCCAAUUUUCGCGUAUUUUUAAAUUACCGAUGCCGAAAAGUCCUUGUCGUCGCACCCUAGAACCGAUUUACUCGAGUUUAUAUGUCGAUGUACAACGAAGUGCACAUACGACCGACCGAAAUAACAUUCUUUCUUUCUGCUGAUUCUGUGUGCUCCCCCGAGGAAGUUCUCAUAUUAAGCAAAAAUCAAAAGACUCUGAAAUACAAAAUAUUAUGUACCGCGAGAUCCAGAUAUUCUCUAUCCAAGUGCAAAGGGUCCUUAAAGCCAGGAGAGUCGAUCCGAAUUUCUAUCCAGUUACUGAUUCCCACUUGUGAAAAAUCCCGAAGGGACUUCUUCAAGAUACAGUUUUUCGAUUAUCUGGAUGAUUCUCUGCAAGGUGAACGGCUAAUCAGCUCGACUGUGCAUGUGGACUCUUCACGUAUUUCUGUUAGAGCUUCGGAUUCUGGUUCUUGUAGUUCAUGGCGUAGUCAACCUAUUGAUUCGUCCACAGCACCUGGCUCGCGGACACUAUCUCUGACGCGCAAUGUCUAUUCCCUUCCGUCCGAUCAAUUUGCUGCAAACUCUGCCUCUAAUUCUAACUUGGCGGCCAUCGAUUGGAAGCCACAGACGAAAAAGUUGCAAGCAAUCAGUACACACUGCAAUGCUAUUGACAAGGCACAGACCGUGACAUCAUCGGGUUUGAAAUCAUCUUGCCAUACUGUGCACACGUUUCAAAGGUGUUCCUCCUGUUUACACACCUUUGUAUACUGGGUGGCAUUUUUUCUCUGUCUAUUUGGUGUCUGCCUCCCAAUGAUAACCGACGAUUUGGCCUCCUUACUGCGUCAUCUUCUACCGCAUGAUUUUACUCCCUUUGCUCCUACUUCCGCGGUAUCUUCUGACACUUGCGCGGCCCCCAUUGAUGUCACAUCUUCAUCGUACUUUUCACAACGCUCUUUUGCUCAUCAUCAACCAUUGUCUCCGGACGAGUUCACCAGACAUAGCAAGCUGGCCAUUUUGUCAUUCAAGGCGGCCUUUUGGAACAUUGUCGGAGCACUCGGUUCUCUGAACGCAAUUCACUUAAUUUCCAAUUUCUCCUGGUUCGGUCUCGGUCUCCUCGUCAUGUACAGUCUGAGACGCGACUGAUCCCACAAAUUGGAUGUACAUUUGUUUCCAUACUUGGCGCAAUCCAAAUCUGACCAUUAACCACUCUACGUUGCCUUCUGGAAGUUUGGUUAUGACAUAAAUGUUCACCUACACCUUCGUAGCAUUUUGUGACCCCCUCGUUUGCUGUUUGCGUGCUUUAUAUUACUCCUCCCGUCAUUUUGUGGGACCUCCCACAUUUACCUAUGUUACUUUUCGUGAGAUUCUGAUGCUUUUGUGUUUUUUUGAAUAACUUUUUCGUUUCUUAUCCGACACAAUGUAUUUUCUUGUGAACCUUUUGUACAGUCGACGUAUCCUCUUUUAACAUUUCAAUUCAAAUCGAUCCCUUGAUUUCCUUCUCUACACAUUCACUUUGUAUACUUCUACACCGUGUCUGCGAGCACUCCAUUUUUAUCGCGUUGCUGCUCAGAUUGCGCAAACUUUAUCUCAUCUUCUAUUGUGCUGGGCUCACAUGGGUAUUCUCUGAUCACCCUACAGAAAAAGUUCACGAAUGUAUCAGUUUAAAACCCACUGAUCGGUCGGAAGCCUUGUCUAAGUAUAGUAACAUCCUCGCAUAGGAUUGCACUUACGCUUUGACGAUCCGGGUCUUUCGCCAUCCAACUGAGAAUCGAUUGUGCACUAUGACAUGUCCACAACAGAGUAGUUUGAUAUUUCAUAUACUUCCAACAGAGUUGGAAAUUUGGGAGUUCAGUCACAGAGCGAAAUUUUCGGUC
This is a messenger RNA of Dicrocoelium dendriticum, 1916 nucleotides long. Lineage: Eukaryota; Metazoa; Platyhelminthes; Trematoda; Plagiorchiida; Dicrocoeliidae. The record is from the annotation of a GenBank genome assembly.